This is a messenger RNA of Pipra filicauda (Wire-tailed manakin), 1224 nucleotides long. Its product is annotated as erythroblast NAD(P)(+)--arginine ADP-ribosyltransferase-like. The record is from RefSeq and is a predicted model, not a curated record. Lineage: Eukaryota; Metazoa; Chordata; Aves; Passeriformes; Pipridae. Gene Ontology annotation, molecular function: NAD+ poly-ADP-ribosyltransferase activity; NAD+-protein-arginine ADP-ribosyltransferase activity.
CUUUCAGCUUUUGGUUUUGGUUUCGCUGAAUUAUCUCAGCCCCCCACAGCUGGGUGGGAGCAGAGGGGGUUUAUCAGGGGGCUCCUGGGAGAAAAUCUGGACCCAGGCCCAACCACCCCCGCUAUAAAAAGCCGGAGCAGCCCCGUGUCCCCUGUGCAGGAGCUCAGGGGGGGCCGGGAGCAGCACCCAGACCCCACACCCAGCACAGGGCACAGUCCCUCCCAGAGGAAGCGGCCGCGGCCCCGCCUGCGUCCUCACAGUGUCUGGGGGGUCCCUGGAGAGUCUCUGCCCACCAUGGAGCUCCUGCUGCUGGUGCUGGUGCUGCUGACCACCACCCUGACCAGCGGCAUCAAGGAGCUGGCGCUGGACGUGGCCCCCGACGCCUUCGAUGACCAGUACUGGGGCUGCCGGGACGAGAUGCUGAAGGCGCUGCCGAAGCUCAACCGCUCCGAGUUCACCACCAACCGCGUCUACUCCCGAGCCUGGGCCGAGGCCGCUGCCGGCUGGGGGCCGUCCCGGGGGUCCCGGGGGUCCCGCCUGCGGCAGGACCAGGGCAUCGCCCUCCGGGCGUUCGCGCUGCGCACGGAGCUGUACGAGCAGUUCAACAGGGCUGUGCCCCGGGCCGGGAGCUCCCCCCAGGAAUAUCUGGAGAGAUUUGACUUCAAGGUGCUGCAUUUCCUGCUGACCACGGCCCUGGAGGACCUUCACGAUGCCCCGACCCACCCCCGCUGCCUCCACGUGUUCCGGGGCAUGGACUGUGUCCGCUUCACUGCCCAGCCCGGCGACGUCGUCCGCUUCGGCCACUUCGCCUCCGCCUCCCUCAACAGAACUGUGGCCGAGCAGUUCGGCACCGACACCCUCUUCGAGCUGGACACCUGCCACGGCGCCGAAAUCUGGGAAUUCUCCGACCACCCCGAGCAGCAGGAAGUUCUCAUCCCGCCCUUCGAGACCUUCAGUGUCACCAGUGUCACCCAGCGAGGGGACAAACCCCACAUCCUGCUCCGCUCCCUCGGCGUGCACAGCAAGUACAACUGUGCCUAUCCCUCAGGUGACAGCCCUGGGGGGGGACAGCCAUGGGGGGGGUGGGCACGGGGGGGGGCACCAGGGCACCGGCUCUGCUGGGACAGGGGGGUCACUGGUGGGGCAGGGGAUGGGGGGGGGGGGACUUGGCAUCACAGAGCUCCAGCUGCUCUCCUGGGAUGGGAUGGGAUGGGAUGGGAUGGG